Messenger RNA from Rubroshorea leprosula, 2116 nucleotides. Lineage: Eukaryota; Viridiplantae; Streptophyta; Magnoliopsida; Malvales; Dipterocarpaceae. The record is from the annotation of a GenBank genome assembly.
GCACCUGAAAAUACAGAAGUGUAAGAAUAUAAGAGAGAUCAUUGCCACAGAAAAUGUAGAAGACAUGGAGAAUUCAAUUUCUUUUCCUAAGCUAACGUUCUUAGAGUUAAAAGACCUUCAAAAUCUUGUCAAAAUCUACUCAAGAAAUUGGAUGAUUGAAUUCCCAUCCUUGGAGCAAUUGGCCAUAGAGAACUGCUCAAAAUUGAAGGUACCCAUUGUUACAAGUACAAGCAUGGAUGCCAUGGCUGAUGGAAGCCCACUCUUUAGUAAACAGGUUGUCUUUCCCAACCUUGAGAGGUUGGAACUAAGGUCAAUUGAAAUUAAAAUGAUAUGGCACAUCUCUGCAACAGCUCACUGCAUUAUGAACCUUACUGAACUUACCAUUGAAGGCUGUGAUAACUUAGAGCUGUUAUUCUCAUCCUCUAUGGCAAGAGGCUUGAAGAACCUUUGGCACCUUGAAAUACAGAAGUGUAAGAAUAUAAGAGAGAUCAUUGCCGCAGAGAAUGUAAAAGACAUGGAGAAUUCAAUUUCUUUUCCGAAGCUAAGAUUCUUAAAGUUAAAAGACCUUCAAAAUCUUGUCAAAAUCUACUCAGGAAAUUGUAUGAUUGAAUUCCCAUGCUCGAUGCAAUUGGCCAUAAAGAACUGUCCGAAAUUGAAGGGACCCAUUGUUACAAGUAUAGGCCUGGAUGCCAUGGCUGAUGGAAGCCCCCUCUUUAGUAAACAGGUUGUCUUUCCCAAACUUGAGGAGUUGAAACUAAGGUCAAUUGAAAUUAAAAUGAUAUGGCACAUCUCUGCAACAGCUCACUGCAUUAUGAACCUUAGGAAACUCACCAUUGAAGGCUGUGAUAACUUAGAGUUGUUAUUCUCAUCUUCUAUGGCAAGAGGCUUGAAGAACCUUUGGUGCCUUGAAAUACAGAAGUGUAAGAAUAUAAGAGAGAUCAUUGCCGCAGAGAAUGUAGAAGACAUGGAGAAUUCAAUUUCUUUUCCUAAUCUAAGAUUCUUAGAGUUAAAAGACCUUCAAAAUCUUGUCAAAAUCUACUCAGGAAAUUGUAUGAUUGAAUUCCCAUGCUUUAUGCAAUUGGCCAUGGAGAACUGCCCGAAAUUGAAGGGACCCAUCGUUACAAGUACAAGCAUGGAUGCCAUGGUUGACAAAAGCCCACUCUUUAGUAAACAGGUUGUCUUUCCCAACCUUGUGAAGUUGGAACUAAGGUCAAUUGAAAUUAAAAUGAUAUGGCACAUCUCUGCAACGGCCCAUUGCAUUAUGAACCUUACUGAACUUACCAUUGAGGGCUGUGAUAACUUAGAGCUGUUACUUUCAUCCUCUAUGGCUAGAGGCUUGAAGAUGCUUAGGCACCUCAAAAUACAGAAGUGUAAGAAUAUAAGAGAGAUCAUUGCCACGGAUAAUGUAGAAGACAUGGAGAAUUCAAUUUCUUUCCCUCAGCUAAACUUCUUAGAGUUAAAAGACCUUGAAAAUCUUGUCAAAUUCUACUCAGGAAAUUUUUUGAUUGAAUUCCCAUCCAAGAUGCAAUUGGCUAUAGAGAACUGCCCAAAAUUGGAGGUACCCAUUGUUACAAGUACAAGCAUGGAUGCCAUGGUUGACUGAAGCCCCCUCUUCACUAAACAGAAUCCUCCUGAAGCUGAUAAGAACAUCAUGCCUGUGUCUUCUCGGGGUUAACAAGGAAUUGUGAGACUAUAUAUGGUGUGUGAGGCUGAUGCCUUCAAGGCAAGCUAGAUGAUCUGCAUUGACCAUGCUUUUCUCAAUAGUCCUUGUGGGUUCGAGUGGUGCUCUCCAGUAAGCUGGGCUGAUGCUGCUAAAUUGCCACAUUGUUCGGUGCCCAAAAACUUUCUUUCAUUCCCUAAAUCCUUUUCAAAAUCUAAAAUUCAUGUUGAACUUGUAUUAAUAGUAUUCAAUUUCCAAGAGCCACUAGACUAUUUAUUUCAAUCUGUGUUUUAUAUUGCAGAAGACUGAAUGCUUGAAGUCGCAAUAUAUGUACCUAUCUUUACUCAGGAAACAAAUGUUUGCUUAUGGAUUAUUAGAUAGUUUGCUUUGAAAUAUCAAUAAAUUGCAUCUUUGGAUGAAACAGGACUUGAUCAGUAAGAAAGGUUUGAAUCUGGA